AUGGCGAAUGAUUUGGGAAUCUCACUUGAAGAAACAAAUGCAUUGCGCAAACAAUUGGGGUUGAAGCCUAUUCUAGUAGAAUCAGCAAAAUCAGAAGAAUCAGACAACGGAAUGUUUGAAUCGAAACAACUACCAAAUACUGAGAUAUCUCUCGAGACUACGCAAUUUAUCGAGGCUGAUAAGGUGAGUUUAUUGAGAAAAAAACUAGGAAGAUUAAACCCUAAGAAUAAUAAUAAAACUUCAGGCGGAAUUGAUGGCGAUCAAAGUUGGCUAGAUUCUCUUGGUAAGAGAAGUUUGAAACCAGAGAAGAAGCUUCGAAUGAAAUACGAGGAAGAAGACGAAGAAGCGGAUGUUAAUGAUUUACCCAUGUUGAAGACCUCAUACACUUUUGAGAAACUGCAAAGUAAAGAACAAGUAAUUUUAACUCUCAAAGAGAGCACAAUAAAUAACGAUGAUCAAGACGAUGACAUUCUAGAAAACGAGAAAGAGGCACAAGAAAGAGUAGACUCCAAGAACAUUCAGCUGAAACAAAUGAAUAGGGACAGAAGGCGAAAGAAAAUGAAAUUGCACGUUUCAAGCUUGGAUUUUAAAGAUGAGAAUGAGAAUUCGGAUUCUGGCUCUGUUCUACUUAUUGGAGCACAAUCUUCUCUCUUGAACGAAGUUAAAGACAAUAUCGAAGACGAAAGCCAUUCUGGCAGGAUUAAAGUGAAAUUUGAGGAUAAAAAUAUAUCCGACAAUGAGGAUGAUGACGACAAAGCUGUUAAAAUAAAAAAGAGGAAAAGGAAGGACAUCAAUGCUUCUUUGAAAAAACGCAGAAUCAAAUUACCUACUGAGAUACGAAAAGUGGCAUUAAUUGAUGAGGAUGCUGAAAAUGAUGAUUUUGAUGAUUUCAGCCUCUCAAGAAAUGUAAAAAGAAAGGCUCAGUUGACAGAUAAUGUUAAAACAUCCGAAAAUAUUGCGUUGGAAAUUGAAAAGGAGAAGCUUGAGCGUCGGAGACGUUUAGAAAACAUAUCGCAGAUUACCAGAGUGACAAAAGGACUCAUAGUAGAUGAAGGUGAAACCUUUUUUGACUCGUUAAAGCCCGAUAUAAUUGAUAUGAACGACGACUACCAAGAAAUACAUAAAACCAAUGCUGGUAAAGACGAUGACACAGGAGAAUCAGAACAGGCACCAUCAUUAAACGUUAAGGCUAAUGGUACAGCCGAAGUGGUACAACCUGAUUUCCACGAUGGGCUCGCUUCAACGUUGAAGUUUCUGCAAACGAGAAACGUACUGCCGAAGAAAGAUCCAACGCAACAAGCAAAGGAUUAUGAGGUAGCGGACUCAGCGGCGCAACAGAAACCCAGGACCCGUUAUCCCAUGGUUACAGAGCCUUCUGCCGAGCGCUCCAAGGCUGAACUAAAUGGAAUAGCACACACAUCUAAGGCUCCAAACCUGCAGUACUACAAUCCAGAAAUCAAACUGGUAUACCAAGACAAAAUGGGUAAUCAGCUCACCACUAAGGAAGCAUAUAAGAAGCUAUCUCAGAAAUUUCACGGUACCAAAAGUAAUAAGAAAAAGCAGGCACAAAACCAAUUCAAGAUUGAACAGAGGAAUAGACACGCUCAGCUACGGCACGCUACUGAUUUUGAUUUGCUGUGA
Messenger RNA from Zygotorulaspora mrakii, 1641 nucleotides. RefSeq names its product U4/U6-U5 snRNP complex subunit SNU66 (gene SNU66). The coding region runs from base 1 to 1641 and encodes 546 amino acids. The transcript has a single exon. Gene Ontology annotation, biological process: maturation of 5S rRNA; mRNA cis splicing, via spliceosome. Lineage: Eukaryota; Fungi; Ascomycota; Saccharomycetes; Saccharomycetales; Saccharomycetaceae. The record is from RefSeq and is a predicted model, not a curated record. Gene Ontology annotation, cellular component: U4/U6 x U5 tri-snRNP complex.